ACUCAUUAUUUGCCAUUUGUCUAGAUCGUGCAUUGCACAGAGUACCUACAUUGAAUAUACGGGUGCAUUGCUUUGUGUCGUGCAUGAGAGGGAGAAGUGAGAACGAAAUAAUUCAUAUUUUCAUUAUUUUGUACUUGAGAGAAUUUCGCACAUUGUUUUAUUUAGAUGAGAAGUGUUAUUGAAGUUUGUUUGAGGAGUAAGCGUGAAUUUUAAAUCUAUAUUAUAACGAAUUAAAAAACUAAUGUUUAUUUAGGGUUGUGUUAAAUUUCGAAGAAAAAGAAUGAAGUUAAUAACACAUAACAUGCUUACUUCGAAAUGUUUAAAAGGUGUAGUUACUGGGUAUCCACUUGCUAUAAAUGCAACUAAUAUUAAAAUAACAGAAGUCGAUUUCAAUCCUGAAUUUAUUUCUCGCAUUAUACCUAAACUAGAUUGGGAAGUUCUGUGGAGAGCAGCCGACAGUAUUGGACACAGUGAUGGCCUUCCUCAAACAGUUGAACCAAAGUUUGAAGAAAAUAGUGAAUUCUUAAAAAAGGUUCACAAAGUUUUACUUGAAAUAGAAAUAGAAGAAGGGAAUUUAGUUUGUCCAGAAUCAGGCAGAAAAUUUCCAAUAUCAAAAGGGAUACCAAAUAUGUUACUUACUGAAGCUGAAGUGCAAUAAAUAUGAUUUAAGUUAAA
Messenger RNA from Colias croceus (clouded yellow), 675 nucleotides. RefSeq names its product multifunctional methyltransferase subunit TRM112-like protein (gene Trmt112). Lineage: Eukaryota; Metazoa; Arthropoda; Insecta; Lepidoptera; Pieridae. Gene Ontology annotation, biological process: rRNA (guanine-N7)-methylation; tRNA methylation; peptidyl-glutamine methylation. Gene Ontology annotation, molecular function: protein heterodimerization activity. The coding region runs from base 281 to 658 and encodes 125 amino acids. The record is from RefSeq and is a predicted model, not a curated record. The transcript has a single exon.